Messenger RNA from Petromyzon marinus (sea lamprey), 9255 nucleotides. Lineage: Eukaryota; Metazoa; Chordata; Hyperoartia; Petromyzontiformes; Petromyzontidae. The record is from RefSeq and is a predicted model, not a curated record.
ACAGCUGGACCAACAACUGCAGCACCAACAACUGCAGCCCCUACCAUACCUGAACCAACAACAACUCCAGCCCCAACAAUACCUGAACCAACAACUACCGCUGCUCCAACCACACAUGGUUUAACAACAACUGCAGCUCCAUCCACACAUGGUUUAACAACAACUACAGCUCCAACCACACAUGGUUUAACAACAACCACAGCUCCAACCACACAUGGUUUAACAACAACUACAGCUCCAACCACAUAUGGUUUAACAACAACUGCAGCUCCAACCACACAUGUUUUAACAAUAACUACAGCUUCAACCACACAAGGUUUAACAACAACUACAGCUCCAACCACACAAGGUUUAAUAACAGCAGCUCCAACCACACAUGGUUUAACAACAACUACAGCUCCAACCACACAAGGUUUAACAACAACUGCAGCUCCAACCACACAAGGUUUAACCACAACUACAGCUCCAACCACACAUGGUUUAACAACAACUGCAGCUCCAACCACACAUGGUUUAACCACAACUGCAGCUCCAACCACACAUGGUUUAACCACAACUACAGCUCCAACCACACAUGGUUUAACAACAACUGCAGCUCCAACUACACAAGUUUUAACAACAACUGCAGCUCCAACCACACAAGUUUUAACAACAACUACAGCUCCAACCACACACGGUUUAAUAACUGCAGCUCCAACCACACAUGGUUUAACCACAACUGCAUCUCCAACCACACAAGUUUUAACAACAACUGCAGCUCCAACCACACAAGUUUUAACAACAACUACAGCUCCAACCACACAAGGUUUAAUAACUGCAACUCCAACCACACAUGGUUUAACCACAACUGCAGCUACAACCACACAUGGUUUAACCACAACUGCAGCUCCAACCACACAUGGUUUAACCACAACUACAGCUCCAACCACACAUGGUUUAACCACAACUGCAGCUCCAACCACACAUGGUUUAACAACAACUGCAGCUCCAACCACACAAGGUUUAACAACAACUACAGCUCCCACCACACAUGGUUUAACAACAACUGCAGCUCCAACCACACAUGGUUUAACAACAACUGCAGCUCCAACCACACAUGGAUUAACAACUGCAGCUCCUACCACACAAGGUUUAACCACAACUACAGCUCCAACCACACAUGGUUUAACCACAACUGCAGCUCCAACCACACAAGGUUUAACAACAACUACAGCUCCCACCACACAUGGUUUAACAACAACUGCAGCUCCAACCACACAUGGAUUAACAACUGCAGCUCCUACCACACAAGGUUUAACAACAACUGCAGCUCCAACCACACAAGGUUUAACCACAACUACAGCUCCAGCCACACAUGGUUUAACCACAACUGCAGCUCCAACCACACAUGGUUUAACCACAACUGCAUUCCCCCCCAGAUCAACUCCAUCCCCAUUAACAGCAGCAUCCCCAUCAACAACAGCACUUUUCACAGCAUCAAGCCCACCUCCAACAACAUCUACAUCAACAGAUAUAACCAAAAUCUCCAACAUCUCUUCAAUCACACAACCAAUUAUCCCUUCUAUUACGAUCCCAACAAACAGAACCACAAUUUCCCCCCUUAACACUACUUGUGGUGGUUGUCCUACAACACCCCCUCUGACUACUACCACUACACUGACUAACACAACUACUACUCCACUGCCUGUUGUAAUUACCAAUACUGCAACAACACCUGACACUACUAAUUCAACAACACCUACUACUAAUGCUACAACAACCCCUCCUCCUAAUACUUCAACAACACCUACUACUACUACAACAACUCCUCCUACUAAUACUUCAGCAACACCUACUACUAAUACUACAACAACCCCUCCUACUAAUACUUCAACAACACCUACUACUAAUGCUACAACAACCCCUCCUCCUAAUACUUCAACAACUCCCCCUACUAAUACUUCAACAACCCCUCCUACUAAUACUUCAACAACCCCUUCUAAUACUUCAACAACCCCUCCUACUAAUAUUUCAACAACACCCAGUACUAAUACUUCAAUAACACUUACUACUAAUACUUCAACAACUCCCCCUACUAAUACAACACUCCCUCUGACUACUACCACUACACUGACUAACACAACUACUACUCCACUGCCUGUUGUAAUUACCAAUACUGCAACAACACCUGACACUACUAAUUCAACAACACCUACUACUAAUGCUACAACAACCCCUCCUCCUAAUACUUCAACAACACCUACUACUACUACAACAACUCCUCCUACUAAUACUUCAGCAACACCUACUACUAAUACUACAACAACCCCUCCUACUAAUACUUCAACAACACCUACUACUAAUGCUACAACAACCCCUCCUCCUAAUACUUCAACAACUCCCCCUACUAAUACUUCAACAACCCCUCCUACUAAUACUUCAACAACCCCUUCUAAUACUUCAACAACCCCUCCUACUAAUAUUUCAACAACACCCAGUACUAAUACUUCAAUAACACUUACUACUAAUACUUCAACAACUCCCCCUACUAAUACAACACUCCCUCUGACUACUACCACUACACUGACUAACACAACUACUACUCCACUGCCUGUUGUAAUUACCAAUACUGCAACAACACCUAACACUACCAAUUCAACAACCACUCCUACUAAUACUUCAAUCCCUCCUACUAAUACUUCAACCCCUCCUACUAAUACUUCAACAACCCCUCUUACUAAUACUCCAACAACCCCUCCUACGAAUACUUCAACAACCCCUCCUACGAAUACUUCAACAACCCCUCCUACUAAUACUUCAACAACCCCUCCUACUAAUACUUCAACAACCCCUCCUACUAAUACUACAACACAUACUACAAAUACUACAACAACACAUACUACUAAUACUUCAACUGCUACAACAACACAAUCUCCGUCAACCACAACUAAAGUCGUGGUUCAAGUGGAGAACGAACUGCUUUCCUAUGCUGGUGACACAAAACUUACCGUCUCCACGUCCCCGACGUUUAACGUGCUCUACGGCUUUCCGCUGGGACCAACAUUCUACAACAAUGUCUACUUCACCAAAAAUGGAGUGUUCGUGUUUUCUGCAAAUCAGUACGCGCCAAAGUUUCCAUUUCCUUACCCGCCACCCAAUGGCUUCCAGAAUGGCAGUGCCAAUGCAAUUGUGGCAACGUUUUGGGAUGACGUAGACAUAUCCGCAGGAAUUGGAAACAUUUACUUCAAGGAAUACAAUAAUGUAAGUGAUGUGGAUAUUAAGACAAAAACCAAAAAUCUAAUUAAAAAGGCAUACGCUAACAUGGGAGACUUUGAGCCUUCGUGGAUGUUGAAAGUCACUUGGGAGGGAGUCCCUGCUUCGUUUGAAAACAACAACAGAGAUCACACGAACACGUUCCAGGGCAUCCUGCUCACAGACGGGGUGUUCUCGUUCUGCAUCAGCAUUUUCCAGAGGAUGAACUGGCAAAUAUCCCGGAGGGCCAAAAACGCAAACAACGCCCUCAUGGGAUACCACACAGGGGUAUACGGCGUCUUCUACAAUAACGAGAUUCUGAGUCAGCCCGCUGAAGUGCGAUACAAGCCCGAAAACGUCACAGGAAACACAGGUGUAAAAGGCAUCUGGGUGUAUAGACUGGAGAACAACAGCCUGUCAACCGUGAACAGCAAGAAGAGCUGCCUAAACUGGGUCAAUCACGAAACGAUGCAUUUCUGGGAUUCGACACCGUGCCCGUGCUCCUACUGGCAAGGAAUGAUGGACAUGGAGUUCAUAGACGAAUACGUUAUCCAGUACUACGGAUACCAAGUCAAGCCUUUUCCAGGCGCGGCGUACACGCUGCAGAGCGUGUGGCAGAACCCUGACAGAUCGGGCGUGCGCUGUUACUACGACUGGCAAGGCUCCCUCAUCACGGGCCAGCACGAGGGCUUGCUGCCAACGCCCUGGAACCCUCCAAUCAGCCCCUGGUCGUUCUACCGGAAUGCGUACUGGUUCAACUACGUCUACUUCCAGAUGUUCAUUCAAACGGAUACCAGCAAUUACUACACCAACGAGGUGAAGCCGUACAAGGACUGUUGCCUGAACUCUGGAGACAACUACUUCUGCUCACUGUACCAAACAAAACGUCCCGCGGUAUCCUGCUGGAAUUACAGACCCCCCUGGUUUGGCUGGAUGUUUGGCGACCCACACAUCACCACACUGGACGGAGUGGACUACACGUUCAACGGCCUGGGCGAGUACGAUCUGCUCAUCGCUAACGAUGGAAACGUGACCAAGUUCAUUGUCCAGGGGCGCACGCAGCGCGCGGGGGACAACCACACGUCCAUGGCUACGAACUUCGUGGCGCUGGUGGCGAUGCAGACAGGGUGCCCAAUGGUGGAGUGGAAACUGGACCAGGAGAACACAACCUUGUUAUACAUUGAAGGAUAUCAAUUCAGUGUUUCAGAAAAUGCCACCACAAUAAAUGGGACCACGGUGAUGCUGAGCAACGGGAGCACCGUGGCAUCGUUUAAGUCUGGCGUGUCCGUGACGGUGACGGCCACAAUGGGGGCCCUGCAGUUCCUCAUCUCCCUGCCAGAGAAGAUGCGCAACAACACCCAGGGGCUGCUUGGAAUAUUCAAUGGAAACAAGACAGAUGACUUUACAGCAAGAAAUGGCACCAUUUUGCCAUUCAAUGGAGACAAACCUCCGAAGGAUAACAGAAUAUUUUUUGAAUUUGGACAAUCCUGGAAAAUAACAAACGAGAGUUCACUGUUCAGCUACGUGGGCAGUGAGAGCUGGUUAAUAUUCAACAACAACACCUUCGUGCCAAGAUUCUUUGAUGAUCUUUUAACAGAAAAUACAACCAAAACAACGGAAAUCACAGCUCUCUGCAAUGGCAGUGAUGCUUGCAUAUUCGAUGCCCUGAGCACAGGAAACAUAGCCUUCGCCCUUCAAACCAAGAAGGCCAACUCAACGUUCGAGAGAAUUAACACAGUUGUCCGUAACUCACUGCCAAAUAUUACUGGCAGUCCCGUGCUUGAGACGCGCGUGAAGGAGGCCAAGACAAUCAAGUUCAACAUCACGGAUCUAGAUGGAGACAAGAUCACCCUCUCCAUCUCCUCAUUAUCUCCAGAUAUUAAUAUCACAGCGGACGGCGUGGUCGUGUGGCUGCCCACCUCUUCGCAAGCGGUGUUCGCUUCUGUUGUGGCUACGGACGGCGUAAGGGCCCCAGACGGCACCCUGACCCCGACGCUAAUGCCACUCAACCUCACGCUGUGCAACUGCAGCGCCAACAGCACCUGCCUGUUCUCGGAGCCAAUGUACAGCGUGCAAGAGAACCAAUCCAUCUUCCAAGUCGCCGGCUGCAACUGCUCGGACGGCUACACAGGGCAGUUCUGUGAUGAAAACUUAGACGCCUGUGCGACCAACCCAUGCUACCCGGGCAUCAACUGCACAGACCUGCCCCCUCCGUCUCUGGGCUACAAAUGUGCUCCCUGCCCUGCGGGCUACACUGGCGAUGGGGAGAAUUGUCUUGACAUUGAUGAGUGCAACGUCACGUCCCCUUGUGGUGGUCAUGGAAUCUGCAGCAACAGCCCAGGAUCCUUCAGCUGCAGCUGCUUCCCCGGCUACAGAGACCCUCCCAUCUGCCGGGACAUCGACGAGUGUGCAGAGAACACGUCCAUCUGCAACAACGCCACCGAAAACUGCCUUAACAAAGGAGGGAAUUACAGCUGCAACCCCAAGCCGGGCCUCCCAGGCAACAAGCCACCAACUAUCAACGGAAGUACCGAGGUUAAAGCGCGGUUGAAUGAGUCGACGAUUCUACAAAUCACGGUCGUGGAUCCCGAGUCAGACCCCAUCACCCUGACGAUCACUCCGAACUCUUCAGACUUCACAAUUUACGCCAACGGCUCGGUGGGGUGGCGGCCCAGCUCCACGCGGGAGGCGUUGGUGUGGCUGGUGGCCUCGGACGGAGGGAAUUCAUCGCGGGUGGCACUCCUGCUCACUGUGUGCAACUGCAGCCGGAACGCCGCUUGCAACUUCUCGCAGCCGCAGCUCAGCAACUCCAACGACUCGCCAUCGUUUCAGGUUGCGAGCUGCCUGUGCUCGAGCGGCUACGCUGGAACCUACUGUGACCAGGACUACGACGCCUGCGGGGAGAGCCCGUGUUUCACCGGGGUGACCUGCACGGACCUGCCCGCGCCAUCGCUGAACUUCACGUGCGGACCUUGUCCUGUCGGGUACAGAGGCAACGGGAGGUCCUGUUUGGGCAACAAGCCACCAACUAUCAACGGAAGUACCGAGGUUAAAGCGCGGUUGAAUGAGUCGACGAUUCUACAGAUCACGGUCGUGGAUCCCGAGUCAGACCCCAUCACCCUGACGAUCACUCCGAACUCUUCAGACUUCACAAUUUAUGCCAACGGCUCGGUGGGGUGGCGGCCCAGCUCCACGCGGGAGGCGUUGGUGUGGCUGGUGGCCUCGGACGGAGGGAAUUCAUCGCGGGUGGCGCUCUCGCUCACCGUGUGCAACUGCAGCCGGAACGCCGCUUGCAACUUCUCGCAGCCGCAGCUCAGCAACUCCAACGACUCGCCAUCGUUUCAGGUUGCGAGCUGCCUGUGCUCGAGCGGCUACGCUGGAACCUACUGUGACCAGGACUACGACGCCUGCGGGGAGAGCCCGUGUUUCACCGGGGUGACCUGCACGGACCUGCCCGCGCCAUCGCUGAACUUCAUGUGCGGACCUUGUCCUGUCGGGUACAGAGGCAACGGGAGGUCCUGUUUGGACAUUGAUGAGUGCAAUGUCACGUCCCCUUGCGGCGGUCAUGGAAACUGCAGCAACAGCCCAGGAUCCUUCAGCUGCAGCUGCUUCCCAGGCUACAGAGGCACCACAGCCUGCUUGGACAUCGACGAGUGUGCCGAGCAGCCAAACAGCUGCAGCAGCAGCCAGCUCUGCGUGAACACACUCGGCAGUUUCCAGUGCAACUGUAAGCUGGGCGUGUCAGAUGGCAUCUGCAGUCUAGUUUGCCCCGGCUUGACCUGCCCUGAGAGCUACUGCAAUAAACACGGCACGUGCAGCCUCAACACGACCACGUGCAAGCAGCAGUGCGCUUGUGGAGACAGCUACAAGGGAGACAACUGCCAGAACGGCAAGGAGAUCUUUCAGGCGAAGUUAAAAUACACAGAAUUGAAUGCAGUCUACCAGCUGAACCUCACCUUUGAGGGCGAGACGUACGACGACAAUUUAAUGGACAACACCAAUUCAGAAUACGCGAGGCGCAGAGAUAGCUACAUCAGAACUGUUACAGGCAGGCUGUCAAGCGUUUCUUUAUUCUAUUAUGUCAGCUUGAAAAGAUUUAUUAACCAAGGCAACAAGGUGAUGUUAACAGAGAUGACAGCCAAGUACAACUACACCCCCACCAAGGAUGUCAUAAUGUUCUACGACAGCUCGCUCAUGCAAACAAUAAGAAACAGUUUCAACAAAACAACGCGAUCAACUAACGUCGUCUACCUUAAUAAUCUGGCGGAAGACACAGUGGUUCCCAGAGACGUUCUCCCCAACUACUAUAGCUGCGACACAGAUUUGAAUGGCUAUGUCAUCGUCUUCGACAGUGCACAGGGGUUCAUUUGCAAGUCCCCGUGCAGCGACACCAACUACUGCAAAAACGGUGGCACCUGCCAGCACCUGGCAACUGGAGUCCAGUGCAAAUGUCCUGCAAACUUCAACGGGCAGUUUUGUGAGAAUGAUGUGACCGGAGUGAGCCAUGGAGUGUUCUUUGGCGUGCUGUUUGGAGUGUUGGGAGGAUUGCUGCUGCUGCUACUAGGGCUGCUGGCCUUCUGUCUCUGCAAGAAGAACAAUAGCUCACUCUUUGAUGACAAACACAGCAUCCUGCGAUCUUCAUCAAGAGGAAGCUAUGUACCCUGGCUGUCAUCAAUGAACGAAUCAACUCUGCAAGGAAAUGUACCGGGCAUUACUCUUAAAGGCUUGAAAACCAAACUCGAUAACAUCGACAUAAGCUCCAAGAUUUUCACCAAGCGCCCGACCAUUGUGCACCCCAAGCCAAUGGACCAGGAUUCAAUGAGCAGUCAGUGAGGAGACAGUUUCCCCGUGGUGACGGCGGAUGACAAUGACUCUCAAGCCAAAUCAAGACUGCGACAGAAUCCCUGAAACGUGACGAGGCACAGCGAGGUCCCCGAGGGCACCGCCCAACUUCAGCAACGCCGUCACAUUCCCAUCGUCCCAUAAACACUGCGAAUACAGUUCUACGAAUAUUUUAAAUAGAAAAAUACAUUCUUAAAUACUGAAAAAAUUCGUUAUAAACCGAUGCAAGUGAAUGUAAACUUUCAUUUUUACUAUAAAUUAAAUUUCUUUCAUGGUUAUAUCGUAUAUAUCUAUAACAUUAAUAUUAUAAGCCAAUAAUAUAUUUUAGAUACAUAUAUUUCUGUAUUGGAGUGCAUAGAUGACGAAGUGAGAGUUUACCUGGCUUUGGUGGUUUAAACUCCGACUGCGGCAACAUUUUUGAUGUGCUGAAGAGAAUCUGUAAAAGCACUGCUUUUGCUGACACCCUGAAUGUUAAAGUGGUCUGGGACAUUCUUUUCCAGAGUUUGCCACUUUUACGGCUAAAACUCAAAACUUUUAAUUUUUCAGAUUUUUAUUGUAAAAUGAGUCGCUUUGUUGGUUUUUUUUUAUCAUUUAGGGCACUUCCGUUGUGAUCUAGAAGGGUCCUCCAGUUUACCACACUGCCACAACGCUGACGUUCACGUUUACUUUAGUUUUUAAUUAUCAGGGGAAUCUCGUGGGUUUCUGUAACUUUUUGAACUUUGUAACAGAUAUUUUAUUGACAGGCAAUAGGCUGCACUCAAAACAUUAAUUAUAUGGAAUAUAUGCCAUCGCUGAAGGGAGCAAUGCAAAUGUUCACAUGAACAACACUGAGUAGCAACAAAAUACUAUUUUGAUUUAAAGCUUUCGUGACUGCAGGGAUUCAUAUUCUUGGUUCUUUCGGUAAAGUCACGUAGAAGGGAAACAACAAAAUAAUAAACAAUAAAAUAAUAAUAAUAAUCUUUUUAUUAUUUUAUUGUUUCCCUUCUACGUGACUUUACGGAAAGAACCAAGAAUAUAAAAAUACUAUUUGCACACUUUUCCAAGCUGAAACGUUUGAUCCAUUGCACAAUGUUUACACACAUCAAAUCAAAUAUUUCUUUAAUAUAUUGAAAUAAAAUAUUAAAAUGUUUUAAUGUAUGUUGAUUUAAGCACAAGUUACAAAUAAAAUGAAUAUCAAAUAAA